Molecule: messenger RNA, 1547 nt
Organism: Lecanosticta acicola
Lineage: Eukaryota; Fungi; Ascomycota; Dothideomycetes; Mycosphaerellales; Mycosphaerellaceae
Source: the annotation of a GenBank genome assembly
AUGGAGCGACUCGCACAGGUCUACAGCGACCACCCCAAAGCCGUCCUCUUCACCUCCGCAGCGACGCUCCGACUCCUGCUGGCCUUGACCUUCCCCGGACUGCCAGAUCUUCUCACGGGAAGAGUGGAGAUCUCGACUCCAGUCAACAGCUUCAAGAGAUGUACGUACAGCCUGUGACAUGAUGGCCGCUUGGGCUAAGACUGGGAGACAGGAGCUGAGACAGCGCAGUACAAGAAGGCCUGUUCUUAUACGAACGGGGGCUUGAUCCCUAUGAUGGCGGCAUCUUCCAUCAGGUCGGUUCAUAUUCGCAUAAGAUACCUGCCCCGGUGCUAAAUAUGGUCAGGCGCCACUGUUGUUGCCGUUGUUCUCUUUCCUGCCCUCACCAACCACUGUACUCGGGAAAAUAGCCGGCAUUCUCCUCUACACAGGAGUAGAUCUUGCGUCUGCCGACUGCAUCUUCGACAUUGCGAGUUCGAGCGUAGCUGUUGCAUCCUCGUUGUACGUGUCGCCGAGAGCAGCCCGAGCCUGGAAGCCAGCGUCCCCUGCUGCAGCCUACUUGUUCAAUCCAUUUACGAUUUUGGCAUGCCUCGGACGACCAACCACGAGCUUCCCAACCUUCUUCACGCUACUCAGCAUCAAGCACGCAUGUCGAGCGGAGACGACUAUGUCCGCCUUUGCUUUGGCGAUUGCGACAUACCUUGGACUUCACCCGGCCCUCCUCCUGCCUCCAGUUGGCCUGCUCUGUUACGACCAGCUGUGCAAACGACAGUCAGGAAGCGAGUCCAAGGAACCUGGAAGUUCGAGCAGCGGAAUGCACGCUUCGUCUCGUAAAGUCGCUGUCGAUCAACGGACCUUACCGUCGGCUAUAUCUUUCUGCUUGGUCCUAUCUCUAAGCUUCACUGCGGCGUUAGCUUUCCUGUUGGGCCUCUCGAGACUAUUGCUGCCUUCAUGGCAAUUCAUCUCCUCCGUAUACAUGACGCCACUCACACUUCCAGACCUUCAACCGAAUCCAGGGCUGUGGUGGUAUUUCUUUAUCGAGAUGUUUGACGCUUUUCGGGAGUUCUUUCUGGGCGUAUUCUGGCUGCACAUGUUGUCGUACAGCGUACCCGUCUGCUUGCGAAUGCGAAAACAGCCUCUUGCGGCUGUGGUGUUGAUGAUGGGCGUUCUGGCUAUCUUUCAGCCAUACGCCAACGUCGGCGACGUCGGGGCAUGGCUCAGCUGUUUGUGCUUGCUGGGGCACGUUUUCGAGUGUAAGAUUGACCCAGCACUAUCACAUGCCACAUUACUGACCGCGAUCAGUGUGUUCCUCGCACCGCUACACUUUUCCAGCGCUGGCAGCAUUGCUCUAUGCUUCUUUACUUGGUCCGGCCUUCCAUCAUCUAUGGGUUUAUGCGGGCUCUGGAAAUGCCAAUUUCUUCUAUGCCAUUACUCUGGUGUGGAGUCUAGCCCUAUUGAUCUUGCUCACGGACACAGUGUAUGCGGUCUUGAGGGAUGAGCUAGAAGAUGAGCGGCCUGAAGUCAAAGGGAAAGAAGUACGGCAGAUAUAG